AUGGAUAUGCCGGAGGGUUGGAAAGAAGGAUCUCCUGUAAGCUUCAGCAUCGGCGACCAAGACGUUUGGGCCGAGUUUGGCAUAGAGGCUCCUGCCUCCUGGUCACUCGGGUUGAAGAGGAACGUUGCCAUUCAGCUCGCCCAAGGCGAGGUGGUGGCCCACUUCGACGACGAUGACCUCUAUGCCAGCGGGUACCUGUCGUGGAUGCACCAUCGCCUCGAGAAGGUGCGGAAGAAGGCGGAGAAGGACCUCUGCACCUCCACAAAAAAGGAAUCCAGGUUGUGCCCAGUCGCGAUUACGCUCAGGGAAUGGCACUUACUGGAUUUGUCCGACAUGACCUUUGGCUUCAUGGAUGUGGAGAAGGACCCCUUGAUUCCACGAGAUCAGCGUCACGGCUGGCUCUACGGCUGGGGUUUCAGCUACAUGUUCACGAAGAGCUGCUGGGAUUUGGUGCCGGUGCCGGACGUGGAGUGGUCCGAGGACAUCAGCUUUUAUGAGGAUCUGCGGCGCCUGAAGGUUCCAGUGGUAGCAGUCCCAUUGCCGCCCGGCCGCGAGGCAUUGUGCCGGUGCACACAGCUAUCACGCAAAGGUGAACACCAGCGGGGGAGAGCCCAGCACCCUGAUGAGCAAAACGAAGAGAUGGACAUAGGAACAGAUGCUUUGGUACUAGGUUCUCCGGCGCUCUUCGCUGUGGCGAGCCAGUUGGUCAGCAGCUUUGGCCUGAACCUUGGAACUGAAAUCUUGGCGUUGCUGUGGCCGCCAUGGCAUUCCCUGGAAGAGGCGACCGGGGAAAAGCAAGGGUUCCGAGUCAGCUUAUCCGAGAAGAAGGAGUUCAUGCAGUGCCGAGGACAAGCUUGGCAUGGCUUCGCAGGAGUCCAGCUCAAGCUCAGUGAAGCUAUCUCCCACCAGGCAAGAUCCGUUGCUACGUGGCCAGCACCUCGACCGUUUCAGCCUCAGUGA
Messenger RNA from Symbiodinium pilosum, 960 nucleotides. Lineage: Eukaryota; Dinophyceae; Suessiales; Symbiodiniaceae. The record is from the annotation of a GenBank genome assembly.